AACGUCCGUGGGCGUGGCGUAGUGUUUGGCCGGAGCAAGGAGUCUAUUCUCGAUAGCCAGGCAAAUACAAUCUUGCAUUUCUCAGACUAGUGGAUUCGAUCAGUGGUCAGCAUUGCCGUAGCUUGCACAUUUUUAGCCACCGAAAUAGACUAGACAGUAGAAACCAAACCUGCUUUAUUUGAUGCUUUAGCAAACACCGUCGGCUUUGUAUCAUAAUGGGUGUGGAAAUUGAAACAAUAUCCCCAGGAGAUGCAAGGACUUUCCCAAAGAAGGGCCAGACAUGUGUCGUCCAUUACACAGGUAUGCUGCAGAAUGGGAAGAAGUUUGACUCUUCUCGAGACAGAAACAAGCCCUUCAAGUUCAAGAUCGGGCGACAGGAAGUCAUCAAGGGCUGGGAGGAAGGAAUCGCACAGAUGAGCGUGGGCCAGCGGGCGAAGAUCACCUGCACGCCGGAUAUGGCCUAUGGAGCCACAGGUCACCCCGGUGUCAUCCCCCCCAACGCCACUCUCAUCUUCGAUGUUGAGCUCCUUAAGCUGGAGUGAGUGACCCCUCUCUGGGGUCAGGGGUGAAAGGUCAACUAGGGCCUAAAAGGUCACUCACUACCUUCCCUUUGAGGGGGUAACACUGCUCCAUACCAUCGACCAACGCUCCUUUUGAUUUUUAGCAUCUUCAACUUCUCAACAGUUAAAGGAUCUACUGCUUUGUUGCCAACUUUGUGUCAUUGUAGAUGGAUGCUGUCUGCCGCUAAACAGAUUUUAGAUUUUUUACACACUGACGAUACCAUAGUUUGGCUUCCUCUUUGCUUUAAUGUUUUUAAUGUCCAUGAGCAUUGUUUUUAUUUUUCAAAAUGUUUCCCUUUCAUUUUAGGUUGUACAUUUUCUUGAAUCUGCAUAUGACAAAGAAACAUCCGAUGAAUGCGGUAAUAUAUUACAAUGGAAAGUCA
Salvelinus sp. IW2-2015 is the source of this 943-nucleotide messenger RNA. RefSeq names its product FKBP prolyl isomerase 1B. Gene Ontology annotation, cellular component: cytoplasm; sarcoplasmic reticulum membrane. Gene Ontology annotation, molecular function: peptidyl-prolyl cis-trans isomerase activity. Lineage: Eukaryota; Metazoa; Chordata; Actinopteri; Salmoniformes; Salmonidae. Gene Ontology annotation, biological process: protein peptidyl-prolyl isomerization. The record is from RefSeq and is a predicted model, not a curated record.